Molecule: messenger RNA, 349 nt
Organism: Symbiodinium necroappetens
Lineage: Eukaryota; Dinophyceae; Suessiales; Symbiodiniaceae
Source: the annotation of a GenBank genome assembly
AUGCUGCGCGAUGGCAGGCUCGGCGUGAAUGCCCCGACGCUGUAUCCCAACCAAGAGGAGCUUUGCAUCCAGGGCAUCCGCUUCCGCACUUUCGACCUCGGUGGUCACGAGACAGCACGCAGGAUCUGGAAGGACUACCUCGCGGCCGUCGACGGGAUAAUCUUCCUGGUCGAUGCUGCAGACAGAACUCGUUUCGCUGAGGCUUCCGAAGAGAUUGGACGCCUGCUCGAGGAUCCGGCGCUGGCCCGGGUUCCCUUUGCAGUGCUAGGCAACAAGAUCGACAUUCCUGUCGCAGCUUCCGAAGACGAGUUGCGCCAUGCCUUGGGGCUCUACACGCACAUGACGUCAG